Vespula vulgaris is the source of this 2039-nucleotide messenger RNA. Its product is annotated as FAD-dependent oxidoreductase domain-containing protein 1. The transcript has 7 exons. Gene Ontology annotation, molecular function: oxidoreductase activity. Gene Ontology annotation, cellular component: cytoplasm. Bases 393 to 1889 code for a protein of 498 amino acids. The record is from RefSeq and is a predicted model, not a curated record. Lineage: Eukaryota; Metazoa; Arthropoda; Insecta; Hymenoptera; Vespidae.
CGGACACACGCAUGGUUGGUGAUCGUUAUCAUUGAGGUUAUAUACGUCAUUUAUAAAACAAACUUUUUUAUAAAGAUGCAAUGCGUGAAAGUUAUAUACUUGAGUAUUAAAUAAUGUUUACUGAUAAAAAUAUUACUGAUAAGAUAUGCUUCUCAUAUUUCUAAUAAGCAAAAAACCGUUUUCCCUUUCUCUGUCUCUCUCUCUCUCUGUUUUGAAGUUUAAUUGCAGUAACUGAUCAAAAAUGAUGCUAGUUUACUGCAAAUCUUCUAUAUUAAACGAUGUUUUAAUUUAAUAACUAGUAAUAUAAUACAUAGAUAUAUGAUUUAUUUUUUUCUAACCGGGACAACAAUUUUUAAUUCAUAAGACAAUUGAUUUGUUAAACGCAUAAAAACAUGUUUCGUUAUUUCGCUCAAAGGAGUACAAUAAUAAAUGUUUUUGAUAAUCAACGAGUGAGACAAUUAUUAAUACGAUCUUAUUCGAAAAAGAAUAAUAAUAAUCAGGAUGACACAUAUACACAAUUACCAUUGGAAAUGCAAAGAUCACCAGGCGAUCGAAAAAUAAUAGUUAAAUCAUGGAAUGAUGAUAAAGGAGUUAAAAAUUUGCUUAAAGAGUGCCUUAUAACUGUACCACAAAGAAGCGAUAUAAUGAUAAUUGGUGGAGGAAUAAUGGGAAGUUCUAUAGCUUAUUGGUUGAAAAAAAAUUUUUGUAAAGAUUUUCAUGUUGUUGUAAUUGAGCAAGAUCCUACGUAUUGCCAUGCAUCAACAACUUUAUCAGUAGGUGGCUUACGUCAACAGUUUUCUAUUGAAGAAAAUAUUGAAAUGUCUCUUUUUGGAGCAGAGUUUAUACGAAAUAUUAAUAAUUAUUUAGGCAUUGAAGGAGAGCCCCCUGUUGACAUCCAGUUUCAUCCUUACGGCUAUUUAAUGUUAGCUAGUGAAUCGGGUGCAGAAACAUUAAUAGAAAAUUCAAAAGUACAAAAUGCUCUUGGUGCAAACAACAUAAUUCUUCCUUCAAAAAAAUUAAAAGAAAGGUUCCCUUGGUUAAAUACAGAUGAUAUUUCAGUUGGUUGUUUAGGACUGGAAAAAGAAGGAUGGUUUGAUCCUUGGUUAUUUUUGUGUGCUUUCAAAAAAAAAGCAAUAUCUUUAGGUGUAGAGUAUAUUACUGCAAAAGCUGUAGGUUUUGAAUUAGAAGAAAUAUCACUUAUUACUGAUGACGAUUUCAAAUUACGUAAAAAUUUAAAAAAAGUGAUUGUUCAAAUGCCAAAUGGUAAUAUUGAAACUAUCAGAUUUGCAGCUGCUGUGAUUGCAGCUGGUGCAUCUAGUCAAGAAAUUGCAGAAAAAGCAGAAAUUGGACUUGGCAAAGGAGUUUUAAGUGUUUCCUUACCUGUAGAACGAAGGAAAAGAUAUGUUUACUGUUUCCAUUGUCCAGAUGGACCUGGUUUAAAUACUCCACUUACAAUAGAUCCCACUCAAACUUAUUUUAGGAGAGACGGAUUAGCCAAUUCUUAUAUUUGUGGUCAACCACCAUUAGAAGAUAAGGAACCUAAAACAUGUAAUUUAGAUGUAGAUCACGAUUUUUUUGAAACAAAUAUUUGGCCUGUUCUGGCUCAAAGAGUAAAAUCUUUUGAAAACCUGAAGGUGAAAUCUUCUUGGGCUGGAUAUUACGAAUAUAAUACUUUUGAUCAGAAUGGCAUAAUUGGCCGUCAUCCUUACUAUCCAAAUUUGUUUAUAGCUACAGGUUUCAGUGGUCAUGGAAUACAGCAAGCACCUGCAGUAGGACGAGCAAUAUCAGAACUUAUUUUAGAAUCUCGAUUUUGCACAUUAGACUUAUCAAAAUUAGGAUUUGAAAGAUUUGUAACAUUAGAACCUAUGAAAGAAAAAAAUAUUAUAUGAUUUUUCUUGAAAAUAUUAUCUAAAUAUAAUGAAAUAUCUUAUCUAAAGAACAUUGUUGUUGCAAGAAAAAGAUUAUUUGUACAAAUGUAUAUUAUGUAUUAUUAUAUAAUUAUUAAAUAAUAAAAUAUUAAUAUAAUAUAUAAAAUAUAA